AUGCAAGGAAAAUCUCAGAGAGAAGUUGCUAGCUCAGUGGAUCUCAACUCAUCCUACAUUACUUAAUCUCAAAAUUAGGUUAUAUUUAAUGGAUUGACUUUAAAACCCAAUUCUCCAAGAACAGUUUUAGCAUGUCAGAAAUUAGGAAUAGACAUGGGCAUUUUCCAAAUUAAGUAAUAAGAUGCCCCACUUAUUGUUAUAGAGAUCUCAACCAUUUUCGUGCGAAUGAUAGUGGCAGUGAUGAAAUAGUUCAAAUAAGAUAUGAGCAUUACAUUAAUAAAACUCAUUGUAAAAUUCAACAAUUAUUUUAGAACUAUUGAAUGA
Messenger RNA from Paramecium tetraurelia, 324 nucleotides. RefSeq lists its product as uncharacterized. The record is from RefSeq and is a predicted model, not a curated record. The transcript has a single exon. Lineage: Eukaryota; Ciliophora; Oligohymenophorea; Peniculida; Parameciidae.